AUGUAUUUGAAGCAAUUAAAUUUGAAGCAGCAGGGAAAAAACGGAACUAUGAUUAGUAACUACGAUCAUAUUCAGGGCUUUAUAUCAAGGCUUCAACUUUGGUCCCAAAAAGUAAUUUCUGGAAAUCUAAUAUGUUUUCCUCGACUACAGGGAACAAUUAAAAAUCAAAGACUGGGCGAAGACGUUAAAACUGAUAUAGCAGCUUAUUUGAAAGCGUUAAAACACGAAUUUCAACGAUAUUAUAGCGACAUUAAUUCAGAAUCACCAAUAUGGCAUAUGACAAGAAAUCCAUUUGUGGUCGAUGUCUUACAAUUACCAGAAGAUAUUCAGGAAGAAUUUCUAGAAAUGAAGGCUGAUUCUAUCAUGAAAGAUGACUUCCACCUCUUCACAUUGGUGAAGUUUUGGAUAAAACGUUUCCUCCUUAAUCCAAAAGUUUCUUCUCAUGCUUUGCAAAUAAUUGUGCCGUUUUCCUCGACUUACUUAGGUGAAACAGGUUUUUCAGCAUUGGUUAAAAUCAAAACUAAGCAGCGAAAUCGUCUUGCCGUCCAUAGUCCAUAG
Messenger RNA from Psylliodes chrysocephalus, 558 nucleotides. The record is from the annotation of a GenBank genome assembly. Lineage: Eukaryota; Metazoa; Arthropoda; Insecta; Coleoptera; Chrysomelidae.